AUGACUGCUUUUAAUCCUCUUACUGGUAUUCUUUCUCAAAAUAAACUUGAGGGUCCGAAUUAUGCUGAUUGGAAACGAAACUUGGACAUUGUCCUAAUUGCUGAAGAGUACAAAUUUGUGCUCGAUGAGGUGUGUCCAGAAAAACCUGGAGAUGAUGCUACAGAUGAUGAACAAAAGUCGAUAGAGUCUGCUUAUGACAUUCUAGAAAAUCUCAAUGAAAUGUUUGGAGAUCAGAAUCCUGCGACUAAGCAGACUGCCAUGAAAGCUCUUCUAAAUACCAAAAUGGUUGAAGGUUCAUCGGUUAGGGACCAUGUUCUGAAGAUGUCGGCAGAGACUAUUAUCAAGUCACAAACUCCUCCUGUGGAAUUGAAUUUUGAGGCAUGUGCUUCUUCUAAGCAGAGAGGCGGGCAGAAGAAGAAAAAGGCUCAAAAACCCUCUGUGGGUGGCACAACUACUGGUGUGAAAAAGGCUAAGGGCAAGUGUUAUCACUGCAAGUAG
Molecule: messenger RNA, 498 nt
Organism: Nicotiana attenuata
Lineage: Eukaryota; Viridiplantae; Streptophyta; Magnoliopsida; Solanales; Solanaceae
Exons: 3
Coding region: 1-498 (165 amino acids)
Source: RefSeq, a predicted model, not a curated record